GCACACUUUUUGUUCCUCCUUGAUUGUGCGCUCUGGCGUAAGUUUAAAAGUUGCUUCAUAACGUCAUCAUCGACUCUUUCGUUUCCUUCUAUUGUGCAUUUUUCAAGUCAACAAUCGGCAAAAAAAAAAGCUUUUGUCCGCAUUUCACGUCUCAGUCGUCCCCGUUCGAGCUGUCGGCGCCGGACGAUGCGCUCGACCGCGUGAAAAGGAGGAGGUGGUAAAAGUUAAGUCAUGAUGAUCGGAUGCGUGAGAAUCCGGCGCGGUAGAAAUGUGCAAAUUGGCAGGGUCAUCGUUUGCCGUGAUGCGCCGUGAGGCGGUGAAUGUCGUUUUCGGCUAAUUGCUCGUAUUUAAUUCAACGCUUUCAUUUCCUGUUCUAUGGUUAUCAUCACUCGUGCAUGUCUGUGGCGCAUUAAAGAAAAAAGCCAAAGAUAAUAAUCAUAAUCACAAUAAUAAUAACUAUUUAUUAAUAGUAGACGACAAAUCAUACAAAUAUCACCAAUAAAACUGUGAACAUUUUGAAAGUCAUACAAAACAUUAGACCCAAAAAUACUAAUGUAUUAAGACAACAAAUUAAGACAACAUUUUAGAAAAUACUACAAAAGAUGAGAAACAUUUACAAAAAUAUUAAGAGCAAAAUACAAAACUAUUGCAAUAAAGAUAUUAACUGUAAAAACAAAUACUUGAUGAUAAAUACAAAAAUAUUAGAAAAAGAAUACAAAAUAUUGGCCAAAAAUACUGAAAUAAUUAGAAAAAGAAUACUAAAAUAUUAGAAAAUAAUUUUAAAAAAUAGACACAAAUAUUGCAAAAAUGUUAAGAGGAAGGAAAGACAAAACUAUGCAAAUAUUUAUAUUAAUAUUUUAAUCCUGUGAGGAUUAAAGCGGUACAGAAAAUGGACGGAUGGAUGAAAAAGCAGAAAAAUAUCGCCCAAAGAAUCCAUCCUUCCAUUUUCCGUACUGCCUCUCCUCACGCGGGUCGCCCAUCCCAGCUACCUGCGCGCAAGAGGCGGGUCCACCGUGAACCGGUCGCCAGCCAAUCGCAGGGCACAUAGCAACGCACAACCAUUGGCGCUCACAUGCACACCUACGGACAAUUUAGAGUUGUCAAUUAACGUACCGCGCAUGUUUUGGGGAUGCGGGGGAAAAGCCACGCAGGCACGGGGAGAACACGCAAACUCCACACAGGCGGGGCCGGGGAUUCGAACCCCGGUCCCUUGAACUGUGAGGCAGAUGUGGUGACCAGUCGGCCAGCCAAAGAAUAUGAUGAAUUCAUACAAAAUAUUAGACAGAAAUUACAGAAAACAACAAAGUCUUAUUCUUAUUGUCGUUGAAAAAGUGAACUGACGUGUGGAGUUCAUCCCUCAGACGCUAACUGAGCCGCAGUCUCGCCAGAUUUGCCCUUUUUUGGCUUCACGGUAAAUGUCACGUCAAGGAGGUCAACCUAGCUCAGCUUAGCUUUUGCCGCAAAGGUAUUUCCUUAAUGGCCUUGUUGUUGUUCCCCUCGCGCCGGGCUCUCCGUGUCUCCCGGAACUCCUAAUUUUAGCCCGUUUCCCCCCCGCCGCCAUCACUUCCCGUUUGUCCGACGGGAACCGGCCGAGCGGCCGCGCACAAUGCUGCGGGGUUCCUGUUCUUCGCGGAGCGCCUGACGAGAAGGCCGUGCCGCCGUCCCGUCUGUUGAACGCCCGGCUGCGAGACGGCUGCUGUAGAAGAAGAAGAAGGAGACGACGAGGACGGCAGAAGUGGAAGAUGGAGAAGAAAUAGAAGAAAAGGAGGAGUAUACUUUCGGUACAUCAGAUGUGACUGCCGCUGAAUUGAGAUUUGAGUAGCAGAUCGGACACGCUGAUGAUGGGCUGCUGUCUCUUCGUUUACUACCGGAAGAAGAGGAAGCAGGCCAGCAGAGAUGCCGACUCGCUCAGCCUCUGCAGUCUGGACAUCAACGAACCCAGCGCCAAGCGCAGCAAAGCGCUGGUCUCCAGGGUAACGUCUCUGGCCAGCCUGCUGCCUCCCAUCAAGACGGCGCCGCUCAAAAGGUUCGGCCGGACGCUGCAGCGCUCCAUCAGCUUCCGAACAGAGCGAGCUCUUCCUCCGCCGCCGCCGCCGCCGCCUGCCGCUUCCUCCUCCUCCACGAAGACGCGAGCGAGCUCCGCGGCCAAGUCCGACUCUUCUUCUUCUUGCACCGCCGCUUCCGCCUCCGCCGCGUCCAGGGUUUCCACGGCGACCGGCCCGGCCGCCAAGCGUCGCGACAGCAAACUGUGGAGCGAAACCUUCGACGUCCACCUGGGGGCCGCGCACGCGCUCAGCCCCAAAGACAUCAAACGACAGGAGGCCAUUUUUGAACUAGCUCAGGGUGAGCAAGAUCUGGUGGAGGAUCUCAAAUUGGCGAAGAAGGCCUACCACGACCCCAUGCUGAAGCUGUCCAUCAUGACCGAGCAAGAACUCAACCAGAUCUUCGGUACCCUGGACUCCCUGAUUCCCCUGCAUGAAGACCUGCUAAGUCGCCUCCGCGAGGCCCGGAAACCGGACGGAUCCACGGACCACGUCGGCCAGAUCCUGACCGACUGGCUGCCGUGUCUGUCGUCCUACACGGCGUACUGCAGCAACCAGGUUUGGGCCAAGGCCUUGCUGGACCAGAAGAAGCAGGACCGGCGGGUGCAGGACUUCCUGCAGCGCUGCCAGCAGUCGCCCUUCAGCAGGAAGUUGGACUUGUGGAACUUCCUGGACAUCCCGCGCAGCCGGCUGGUCAAGUACCCGCUGCUGCUCAGGGAGAUCCUCAAGCACACGCCCGACCGCCACCGGGACCGCCCGCACUUGGACCAGGCGUGCAACGCAGGGCUUCUUAACCUGAUUUCGUGUACGGUGGCCCUCAGGGGACAAACAAAAGCCGCGGUUUACCCUAAAGUGCGCCCGGCGUUCUCCGCGCAGAUGCUGAUGGUCCAGAGCGUUGUGGCCGACAUCAACCGACGCACGGGCGAGUCCGAGUGUCAGUUCUACAAGGACCGGCUGCUCUACGCCGACGCGGGCCACAGGGACGCCCUCAUCCGACGCUCCAAGACGCUCAGCUGCCACGGCGAGCUCAAGAACAACAGAGGACUGAAGCUCCACGUGUUCCUGUUCCAGGACGUGCUGGUCAUCACCCGGUCCGUCUCGCUCAACGAGCAGCCCGUCAGCUACCAGCUGUGCCGGCGGCCGAUACCCGUCCGCCAGCUGGACCUGGAGGACCUAUCGGACGGCGAGAUGAGAGCGGGCGGGUCCAUCCGGGGAGCUUUCAGCAACAACGAGCGCACUAAGAACUUCUUCCGCGUAUCGCACCGGGUCUGGGACGGUCCGGCGCAGAGCCACUGCUUCCAGGCCAGCGACGCCUUCAACAAGCAGCAGUGGAUCAACUGCAUCCGCCAGGCCAAGGAGGCGGCAGAGGGAAACGGACCGUCUUCGGCGGAAGACGUCAUGACGGAGACGGAACCGGAACCGGAGACGGAGGACGACAAAAGGCUGCGGGAGGGAGGAGAGAACAGGACAGCGAGGAAAGCGGACACAGGAAGCGAGGCCGCCAUGGACACGGAGACGGAGCAGGUCGAGUUGGAGGACGACGUAGGGGAGAAACACGCUGAGGAGGAAAACGACGAGGCGUUCGACAUGGAUGCCAGUGAUGAGGAGAACAUACCAUGUUGAUCUUUGCACUUCACAAACUACCAGGAAUGUUUUGUAACCAUGGCGACCAGAGACAACAAUGACAAAGAGACAUUACACAAAACUGACUGCACUCCCUUUAAAAGCCAGAAAACCGGACAUCCCCCGCCUCCCACCCAUCUCGCUGUUUCGGAAUGCGAUGGGACAAAGUACACGCGGGAAUGUUCCACCUUCAGAUGUAGCUUCAGAUGCGUAAAAAGAGGUGGCAUGAAGCCUGUACGGAAGGGUAUUCCACAAUUAACGCCCAACGCUCACUUCUCUUCACUGGAUUCUUCAGGAUCAAUUCCAUAUUUUCUGUUUUAGCUCUGAUGCGGACGUUUUGCGAGGUUCCCGUGUGAAAGGGGCCAAUCAUCAAAACCUCAUCCGGGAUUUUCGCACUGUCUAUCACACUCACGGCGAUAACGUAUUUAUUAUUAUUCACGAAUCAUCUCACACGUGCGGCCUGCUGUGUUGUUAUGAUUAUGAUGAUGUGUUUACUGUUAAAAUUGUCACAAAGUCAAAUCGAACAUUGUUGCAUUUCAAAAUGCGACCAAAUGAAUGACAAUCCCAGGAAGACUGUACUGUGUAUUUCCGUAACUGCUGUUUUAUAUGUCUAUAUAUGUACAUGGAUGGAGGAAUAAAGCCGUUCAUAUCUGU
Molecule: messenger RNA, 4319 nt
Organism: Phyllopteryx taeniolatus (common seadragon)
Lineage: Eukaryota; Metazoa; Chordata; Actinopteri; Syngnathiformes; Syngnathidae
Gene: arhgef3
Product: Rho guanine nucleotide exchange factor (GEF) 3
Exons: 11
Coding region: 1839-3665 (608 amino acids)
Biological process (GO): intracellular signal transduction; positive regulation of Rho protein signal transduction
Molecular function (GO): guanyl-nucleotide exchange factor activity
Source: RefSeq, a predicted model, not a curated record